This is a messenger RNA of Paraphaeosphaeria sporulosa, 669 nucleotides long. RefSeq lists its product as uncharacterized. The record is from RefSeq and is a predicted model, not a curated record. Lineage: Eukaryota; Fungi; Ascomycota; Dothideomycetes; Pleosporales; Didymosphaeriaceae. Bases 121 to 558 code for a protein of 145 amino acids. The transcript is spliced from 2 exons.
GGUUGAUCCUCGCUCUUCAUUCGAACACUAUUUUCUAUUCACGUUCAUCAAUUUGUAGAAUCAUUUCAACUUUUUCUUUGUUCGCGCGCUCGCAAAAUCAACACUCCAACUCCUGUCGACAUGCAGUUCUAUCGGACUCUGGCACUUGCAGCCCUGGCUGGCCUGGUAUCAGCUUCACCUAUAGCAAUUGAGGGUGAUUCCAUCGCCGUUCGGUCUGGCCCUUCUCUCGACAUCAAGGCACCUAUAGUUGACAAGCGUGGCGCCCAGGGCAGUGGCCUUGUUGAAGAUGAUGAUUUCGAGAUCCCAGACGAACCAGAUACCAAGAGGGCCAUAUCUGUUGAUGACGAAGACAACUUUGAUAUCCCCGACGAACCUGAUACUAAGAGGGCAGUCUUGAUAGAUAGCGAAGAUGAUUUCGUAAUUCCAGACGAGCCGGAUACCAAGAGGGCUAUAACUGUUGAUGAUGACGACUUCGAUAUCCCGGACGAGCCUGAUACCAAGAGGGCCGUGGCUGAGGACGAGGACGAUUUCGAGAUCCCAGACGAGCCCGACAACUAGAGAGUUGUGAGGAGCAAGCUCUUCUAAAUCAAGGCCCUCAGCAAGUGUUAUCACUGCUGUAAUGUAAAUACAACAUGAGCUCUAAGACUGUACGUAAUGCAAGACCGGGUU